UAAGUGUACACAAAAUGCAGGUCUGCUUCUAGUCAUAUAUAAGUCUUAUAAGCUGUUAUCUGCAUUGAAAUGAUAUUUGCUAAGAAUAAUUCUAUGUUAUGAUAAUUGACGACAGGUGCCUUUGCAGAUCUUAAUGAGAAGUAAGACAUCAUUAUUAGUCAUGGUAGUGAAAAGGUGUUUGACAGAAGGUGGUAUAUAAAUUUUAAGUAAAAACAUAUUUUUUGAGGCUUUCACGGACUAAAUUAUCACAAUUAAUACUUAACAACAUAUUAUUUGUAAUAUAUAUUCAUCAUUAAAAUAUGUAAAAUAUAUAUUUUUAGAUAUUACAGCAUAAAAUUUUGUUGUAUCUUCAUAAAGUACAUGUAUAUGUAUACAAAUGGUUUCACUUACCAAUAUAAAUCUGCAAUCCAUGUUAAUGUUAAAUGUAUUGCUACAAUCAAUAGAGUCUACUGAAAUUUCAGUAAAAGAUGAAGUCAGUUCUUACAUUAAAGGAAAUUUAACAUGCCCAUUACCGAUAACAACUUUGGAUUUUCUCUACAAUUUUUCACAAUCCGAUUUAGAAAUUGUAUGGCCUUGUGAAAUCCGUUUUUACUGGUUAUCAUUACAACCAUUUGUUAAAUUUGUACGCUUUUUACUUGGCUACGUAACACCAUUUAUUAUAAUGCUCGGUGUAAUGUUAAAUACUAUUUCUUUUGUAAUAUUAAGUACACCUAUACUUUGUGAAUCAAAUUUGUCACUUUAUUUAAAGGCACUUGCCUUAUCUGAUAAUGGAGCAUUAGUAUUUAAUUAUGCUGUAGGUAUUGCAAAGUCACAUUUUAUAUUUGUUAAUAAUCUUUUCAUGGCUAGUAGAUUUCUAUGCAGUUUGAAUUCUAUUACUAUGGAAUUCUUUCAAUUUACAUCUACUUGGCUAGUUGUAGUUCUCACAUGGACACGAGUAUUUGCUAUAAUGUUUCCUUUUGGAAUAUAUGGUCAUUAUAACAAUUCUUCGGGAACAAUAACUAUUACUAUUUUGAUAUGUGUCAGCUUUAUAAUAUCAUUAACAAAAUUGUAUUCAGGAGGCUAUGAAACAGACAGUGUUUUUGAAUUUAUACCAUGCCAAAAGAAAAUAAAACCAUGGGGUAGUGCUAUGUAUUUUUAUAUUGCAUUAUCAACUUGGUUACCUUUACUUUUUAUAUUUAUUGGAAAUAUUUUACUGAUCAUACUCAUGAAAAAAACUGAAAAAAUUCACUGUCAGUUAACUCAAAAUUUCAGACAUAAAACAAACAAAGUACAUCAUACUUUUAGAAUAUUAUUUGUAGUAUCAACUGUUUAUUUAGUAUUACUAUUACCCCUUGGUAUAGUUGAAACUUUGGAACUUUAUUGGGAUGUCAUUUUGAUUAAAUUUCCCGGUACUGAGAUGAAAAGAAAAGCGGAAUAUAUACACUGGUUAAAAGAAAAAAUGUUAUUAAAGUGGUGCCGCGGUUUAUGCUUUCAUAUAUAUCAUUGGAAUUUUGCAAUUAAUUUCUUUUUAUAUUGUCUGACAGGCGAAAAAUUUAGAAACAUAGUCAUACAGACAUUAAAACGAUAUAAAAUUGUAAUCUUUUCAAUCUUUUCUAAACAUAUCAACAAAUGUAUAUUGUGUUCAAAAUAUCCUACACAUUUAAAACCCGCACAGUCUCCGAACGUAUUACUAAUAAGAGCUAUCACGCUUGGUGAACAUCCUACCUCUGGAAGUGUUUCUGCGCAAAAUAAUAGUACCACUAUUGCAAACACUUAAUGUAAAG
Messenger RNA from Bombus impatiens (common eastern bumble bee), 1763 nucleotides. Its product is annotated as probable G-protein coupled receptor 139. Gene Ontology annotation, cellular component: plasma membrane. The record is from RefSeq and is a predicted model, not a curated record. Gene Ontology annotation, molecular function: G protein-coupled receptor activity. Lineage: Eukaryota; Metazoa; Arthropoda; Insecta; Hymenoptera; Apidae. The transcript is spliced from 7 exons. Gene Ontology annotation, biological process: G protein-coupled receptor signaling pathway. Bases 377 to 1756 code for a protein of 459 amino acids.